Messenger RNA from Mastomys coucha (southern multimammate mouse), 2019 nucleotides. RefSeq names its product lipase member N. NCBI's taxonomy places the organism in Eukaryota, Metazoa, Chordata, Mammalia, Rodentia, Muridae. The transcript is spliced from 10 exons. Bases 229 to 1431 code for a protein of 400 amino acids. Gene Ontology annotation, molecular function: hydrolase activity, acting on ester bonds. The record is from RefSeq and is a predicted model, not a curated record.
CUCUAGCUUCUAACUGUCACUGCAGACAAAGCUCACUCUUCAGCCUGAUGUCAAAAGCAAAAGUGCAGGAGUGCUCUGGACAGAUGACGCUCACCUAACCAGGUAAGAACGGAGAUUCAUCCCAACCAGGAGACAGAUAAGAGUGGCCAUCAGGAGCAAGGGCUCUGCAAUGGGACUCUCUGCAUGCCCUUCCUAGACCUGUUGGCUCUGUGACCUUGGUCAGAUCGCAUGCCUGUGAUGUGGCUAUUUUUAACAACAGCUUGUUUGAUACCUGGAACCUUAAGCGCUGGUGGAUUCUUGGAUUUUGAAAAUAAAAUUAAUCCAGAAGUGUGGAUGAAUGCUAGUGAAAUAAUCAUGUACAAUGGUUACCCCAGUGAAGAGUAUGACAUCACUACCGCUGACGGGUACAUUCUUGGCAUCAACCGGAUUCCCCAUGGGAGAGCACAGACCGGGCAGACAGGUCCCCGGCCUGUUGUAUAUAUGCAGCAUGCCUUGUUUGCAGACAAUGCCUACUGGCUUGAGAAUUUCGCCAAUGGAAGCCUCGGGUUCCUUCUAGCAGAUGCAGGUUUUGAUGUCUGGAUGGGAAACAGUCGGGGGAACACUUGGUCAAGGAGACAUAAAACUCUCUCAGCGAACGAAGAGAAAUUCUGGGCUUUUAGCUUUGAUGAAAUGGCCAAGUACGACCUCCCAGGGAUAAUAGAUUUCAUUGUGAAUAAAACAGGACAGGAGAAGUUGUACUUCAUUGGACAUUCACUCGGCACUACAAUAGGGUUUGUAGCCUUUUCCACUAUACCUGAACUGGCACAAAGAAUCAAAAUGAAUUUUGCCUUGGGUCCUGUGAUCUCGUUCAAAUAUCCCACAAGCAUUUUUACCAGUUUUUUUCUACUUCCAAAAUCCAUAAUCAAGCUUAUAUUUGGUACCAAAGGUUUCUUUUUAGAAGAUAAGAAGGCAAAGAAGUCUUAUAUCACAGUCUGCAACAAAAAGCUACUCCGACCAAUGUGUAGUGAAUUUAUGUCCCUGUGGGCUGGAUUCAACAAAAAAAAUAUGAAUAUGAGUCGACUGGAUGUGUACAUGUCACAUGCUCCCACCGGAUCAUCUAUCCAGAACAUUCUGCAUAUAAAACAGCUUUACCGAUCUGAUGAAUUCAGAGCUUACGACUGGGGAAGUGAAGCUGAAAACAUGAAUCGCUACAACCAGAGUCGCCCUCCCUUGUAUGACCUGACCACCAUGAAGGUACCCACUGCCAUUUGGGCUGGUGGACAUGAUGUGCUCGUAACUCCUCAAGAUGUAGCCAGGAUACUUCCCCAGAUUACGAAUCUACGCUACUUCAAGCAAUUUCCAGAUUGGAACCAUUUUGAUUUUGUCUGGGGCCUUGAUGCCCCUCAAAGACUAUACAGUAAAAUCAUAGGUUUGAUGAAAGAAUAUCUCUAAAUACAGUCCAUCAGUUUUUCAGUCAAAAUUUGCUUCCAGGCCUAUGAGAGGCUUAGGAGAACCCCUGGGGAAUGGCGAGCUUUCCUCCAGCGUUCACUUGCUGUUGCGAAAGUGGUCCUGGGACUCAAUGCUCCACCCCAGAGAGAUUUGACUUGUACUACUCUUUUCUCAAAGGAAAGUCUAAGUCUGAAAGGUCAGGGAGUUAGCCUCCGGACGAAGAGCAGGGGCAGGCUUUCUUUCCAACCCAAGAUGAUCUAGUGAGCAUUUCUCUACUAACUGCUUAAUUGAGAAAAUUGUUAAGAAAUGACUUUCUCAAAAAGCUGAGGAUGUAGCUCUGGUAGGUAGCAUGGGCAAAGCCAUGGGUUUGAACUUAAUAUAUUACACUCUCUUGUUUUGUUCAACUAUAAGCAUGGGAAAGUGGCCUAAAGAGAAAGGCUCUGUCAAGGCAGUCAUUUGGACACACAUUGUGCGACUCUGACUACCUGAAUUCACAAUUUGACCAGAAGGUAUUAUAAAUAAGGCACGAAAGAAAUCUUAGCUCCCAUGAACAAACAGAAAAUAAAAUAGUAGUAUGGAAUACAAUCGAAA